Molecule: messenger RNA, 555 nt
Organism: Rubroshorea leprosula
Lineage: Eukaryota; Viridiplantae; Streptophyta; Magnoliopsida; Malvales; Dipterocarpaceae
Source: the annotation of a GenBank genome assembly
UAAUAGCGCUUCCAAGGUAGCCUUAAUGGGCUUGGCUGGCCCAAAACGCCAGUCCUUGAGUCGUCUUGAUGGUGAACUCCAUCUGCCAAACCGCAAGAAACCACCCCACGAUUGCUCUCCAUUAGAGAACAUCUACGGCACCGCCUUCCGGUAGUAGCCUACCAGGGCAAAGGAUUUAGGCAGGCCAUCAGCACCGUCACCACUCUCCGCAUCUGCUUCCAUGGCAGCAGGCUUACUUUCUAGCCUAACAGCCAAACCCUUCCAUUCGUUCCACUCCUCACUCCACAUCUUCUACCUCGCACCACUAUUUUCCCCUUCACUUCAUUACCAUUAGAUGGUCAGAACUCAGAAGAAAUCCAAAUUCACAGUUUGUUUCAGAGGAGGUGGGAUCAGAUGAUAUUAAGGAUACCCAGAUCUAAAUACCCACACAUGUAGUGGAGAAGCUAGCCCAAAAGAGAUCCGAGAGGACAACAUACCUGCUCGCCGCUGUGAUGUCCAGUUUCGGCAUCACUUCCUUGGCCAUUAUAUCUGUUUACUAUAGUUUUUCUAGUAAUC